Macadamia integrifolia is the source of this 2733-nucleotide messenger RNA. RefSeq names its product pentatricopeptide repeat-containing protein At1g74630. Gene Ontology annotation, molecular function: zinc ion binding; protein binding; RNA binding. NCBI's taxonomy places the organism in Eukaryota, Viridiplantae, Streptophyta, Magnoliopsida, Proteales, Proteaceae. The record is from RefSeq and is a predicted model, not a curated record. The transcript has a single exon. The coding region runs from base 333 to 2255 and encodes 640 amino acids. Gene Ontology annotation, biological process: RNA modification.
ACGUUUUUAGGCGCCGGCGCCUCGUUUUCUGGAUAAUGGGCGGUGCUGGCUUCGUCCGUUCCCAUAAGCUCUGGUUGAAGAGACGGCGAGAGGGACUAGAGGGGCCAGAGGGGCGAGCGCGAGAAAUUCUUAGGCCUAACGGCGUUACAGAGUUGAAAGCAGUGGACCCUGGGUCGGCUUAAAUUAGAAGUGUUCAAACUCAACCGGUGGUCGGACCGUUUCUGGUCUAAUGAACGAACGGUCGAUGGUCCGGCCGUUUUAUCUAGAGCGAGCGAACAGAUUCACCCAUUUCAGAGGUAGUUAAAACGGUUGAGAAGGAACAAGCAGAAGCUAUGAGCGAACAGCUCUGUCUAGCCUUAUUGAGAGAUUGCAGAACCCUGAACGGCCUUAAGCAAAUUCACGCCUUUGCUUCUAAAACUGGACUAGAAAGAGACCCUUUAAUCUCUGGGAAGCUUCUCCUCCUCUCUUCUGUCUCCAUCGCCAAUGCUCUCGAUUACGCUCGUCGUCUUCUCUUUCACAUCCCCUCGCCAGAUGUUUUCAUGUACAACACCUUUAUUAGAGGACUCUCUGAAUCCGAGACCCCUCAGAAUUCCCUCCUUACAUACAUCGAUAUGUGUAGGAGAACGAUGCCAACACCCGAUAGCUUCACCUUCGCUUUCAUUCUUAAAGCCACUGCUAAUUACAAGUCGCUUGCUGCUGGAGUUCAACUCCAUUGUCAGUCUUUAAUACAUGGACUCGAUACUCACAUCUUCGUUCGAACGACCCUUAUCAGUAUGUAUGCAGAAUGUGGGUGCAUUGUAUCAGCAAGGAAGGCGUUCGAUGAAUUGCAUCAACCAAAUAUUGUUGCUUGGAAUGCGAUUGUUACUGCUUGUUUUAGGUGCUCAGACAUAAAGGGUGCAGAGAUUACCUUUAAGCAGAUUCCGUUCAAGAAUUUGAUGUCAUGGAAUAUCAUGCUUGCUGGUUACAUGAAAUCGGGUGAGCUGGAGCUCGCAAGAAGUACAUUUUCCGACAUGCCUGUGAAAGAUUCGGUCUCUUGGAGUACCAUGAUUAUUGGGUUUUCUCAUAAUGGUUGCUUAGAUGAGCCUUUUAGGUAUUUCAGAGAGCUGCAGCGAUUGGGGAUGAGACCCAAUGAGGUGAGCCUGACUGGGGUCCUCUCUGCAUGUGCACAGGCUGGUGCUUUUGAGUUUGGGAAGAUCUUGCAUAGCUACAUAGAGAAGGUAGGCUAUAAUUGGAUUGUUUCAGUGAGUAAUGCACUCUUAGAUACAUAUGCGAAAUGUGGGAAUGUGAAAAUGGCUCGUUUGAUAUUUGAUCAGAUGAUUGAAAAGAGUAUCGUUUCAUGGACUUCAAUGAUCGCAGGGUUUGCAAUGCAUGGUUAUGGUGAGGAAGCAAUAGAACUCUUCCACAAAAUGGAGGAUUCUGGAAUCAGGCCUGAUGGAAUUACUUUCAUUUCAAUCUUGUACGCUUGCAGCCAUGCUGGAUUAAUUGAACAAGGAUGUAGGUAUUUCAACAAAAUGGAGGAGACAUAUGGGAUAGAACCAUCCAUAGAACAUUAUGGCUGCAUGGUCGAUCUUUAUGGGCGGGCUGGUCUUCUUCAUGAGGCCUACAAAUUCAUAAAUGGAAUGCCAAUUGAGGCAACAGCCAUUAUUUGGCGAACCCUUCUUGGGGCAUGUAGUAUCCAUGGGAAUGUCAGAUUGGCAGAGAAAGUGAAGGAAAGACUUUCUGAACUUGAACCUGACAAUUCUGGCGAUCAUGUUCUUUUGUCAAACAUUUAUGCUGUUGCCGGGAAAUGGAAGGAUGUCAUCACGGUAAGAAGGUCAAUGGCUGAUCGUAAGAUUAAGAAGGCACCUGGUUGGAGCAUGAUUGAGGUUGACAAGGUCAUGUACAGUUUCGUGGUGGGUGAAGGACUAAGUGAGGUUGCAAAAGAGGCAUAUGAGAAGCUUGGGGAGAUAAUGCUGAGACUCAAGGUUGAAGGAGGUUACAUCCCGGAGGUUGGGAGUGUUUUGCAUGAUAUAGAAGAUGAAGAAAAAGAAGAUGCAGUUUCUAGGCACAGUGAGAAACUUGCGGUUGCAUUUGGGAUUUCAAGACUCUGUCAGGAAAGCAUCAUCAGAAUCGUGAAGAAUUUGAGGGUAUGCAAGGACUGCCAUAUUGUGAUGAAGUUAAUAUCAAAGGUGUACAGACGGGAAAUUGUCGUGAGGGACCGAAGUCGGUUUCAUUCUUUCAGAGAUGGCUCCUGUUCAUGCAGAGAUUACUGGUGAUUACAUUUUUUUUCUUCUAUUUUGCCUCUUUCUUUAAAGUGGCAUUGGCAUCCGUUGGCAGAACAAAUUUCAGAUCUCAGCUACUAAAUCACAAUGACAAGCAAGGAUGAGAAUGGACUUGACAGAAAAUACAGACGUCAUGGUUUGGAUGGCUACCAUAAUCUGAUUUUGUUCAUUAUUCUUUGGGUACCCACCAGGUACAAUAAAUUAGCAAAGAAUCGGUUUUCUCGUCUUCCCAAAAUUUGGCAACAGAUGUGGUGAUAGAACUCUAUACUCAAACAGGCUACUAACUUAUAUCUUCUUGGCUAUGGCACUCAGUCUGUUCAAUGCAUUGUUUGCUGCUGGUCCUUACUUAAGUUGAAGGCUUGAGCUUGGAUGGCAGUUCAAGGAUUUUCACAUAUUGAUGAUAAGGACCUGUCCUAUUUGUUCCUUGAUUAAAGGGAUAAUGAGAGCUUUUGAACCCCGUGAUUCACCACCA